CGUGUAUUCAGUUCAAAAUUGAAGAUUAUCUUCAACGGAUCCUGCAAAACAGUAUUUAGAGUGUUAGUGGUACAACGGCCAGUUCAGUCAAAUGCAAUGAAGAGUGUACAAGAAUAUUUCCAUAUAACGGUGUCGCAUCUUUUGCUUUUCACUACGGUGCUUCAGAUUUGUAAUGCAGUUCUGGAAACAUGCGACCAAUCCGGUAUUCUCCUCUACGAAGACAUGGGAUGCAAACCAUCAUAUGAUAGGGCUGCUUCAAAUAGUCGCAAUUCCUGCCCCUCAAAGUAUGACUGCUUAGGCUUGAAAAAAUCCUCAGAUCAUUGUUUCCUCCGAGGCAAAGCCUACAUGCUUAAGCAAAGAGUGGAUUCAAAACUAACUGCUGGAUUGUGCGAUUUAGGCUGUUCGUGCCAAAGAGAGGAAGAUAAAACCAAAUUUAAAUGCGCCACUGUAAAUUGCCCUGAAUGGUCAGUUUUAGAGCCUCCAACUGGUUGCUACAGAAAAUACUCUUUGGAUGAUUGUUGCUACAUACGAGAAAUGUGCCCUCCCUAUGAAAAUUCGACCACUUGUGUCUACGAUGGAAAAGUGUACAAAGAAGGCGAAAAUUUCCUGCCGAAAAAUUCCUGCUGGAGAUGCGUAUGCCAAGCCGGGUUUCGAGGCAAAUUAGAAAAACCCUUCUGCCGAAGACGAUCCUGUGGAGUUCAGGUGAAACAUCAGGAAAAACUGCAAGAGAGAUGCGCUCCUUUGUAUUACAAAAGGAUCUAUCGGGAAAGCGACCCACUUUGCUGUCCAGUCAAUUGGAUUUGUAGCGAAGGAAAUGAGAAAAUAAGUGGCCAAGCACAGUCCACAGAUAAAAUGUGCCUAUUCGGACAAAGACUGAUACGGGUUGGGCAAAAAUUCGAAAAAACCGUGCAAAUGCCCAGGAACAUGACUGUUACGUGCGAAUGCAAAAUUCCACCGUUAUUAACCUGCACAACUUAUGUGGUUUAAUUGCUACUGGGUAUCUGUGAUGCAUUUUACGCAGGUUCCUGAAUUUUCACGAUCGGUUCAAUAUAUCUGGUAGAAGUUUCCACCAGGGACGGAUCGCCUGUUGGACUGUAAACUCCACUUCGACUUCUAGGCGGGGCAUCAUUAGGCACAUUUUCGUAGUGUCCUAAAUGUAUUGGUCCUGGCGACUGUCCCAAUUGCACCUAAAUCCCAACAACAGCGUUAGAAAUUAAAAAAACCAUCACCCUUGUGAUGUUGAUAAUGUUCAAACUAGGCUAAUGCAAUUUUAUGUGAUAAGAAGUGUUGUUUGGCUCAUUUACAAUAUUAACGUGAGUAAGUCACACUUAGAAUGCGUAAGUUUUGUAACGUUUUUAUUUAUUUUACUUAAGAAAAUGUUUACUAUUAAAAUCUAUUAUGUGUA
Messenger RNA from Dendroctonus ponderosae (mountain pine beetle), 1405 nucleotides. Its product is annotated as kielin/chordin-like protein. Bases 97 to 987 code for a protein of 296 amino acids. Lineage: Eukaryota; Metazoa; Arthropoda; Insecta; Coleoptera; Curculionidae. Gene Ontology annotation, molecular function: protein binding. The record is from RefSeq and is a predicted model, not a curated record. The transcript has 8 exons.